UUUAAGCCAAAUCCUUUCUAUAAGCCUAGUAUAAGAAAACCGCCAAAUUUAAAACGACAAUGACGUCACAAUUCAGUUGACGUUAACAGUUUCAAAACAAUGCCAAGGUCCGUUCCGAGAAACGAAAAAGUCAUGUUUCUAACUGCGAUUUACGACCAUGGAUGUCGUCUUGAAAUCCCGCCACGAAUGAAAUAUUCCAACGUCAUUGACUCCGAUUCGCUUCCGAAAAGCAGGAAGAAAGGAGAAAACAAAUGCACUAAACCUGAUCCAUCAGUUCACAAUAUACCGCCAUCUCAUUGGCCACCGAAGGACACGCCCAUUUUACCAAUCAGCUCAAGUGCUAACGAGGUGUGGAAUUCUUGUACCAGAGAAUCCCGUCGGAGAAAUUAUCGUCGAACAGAUAACUUAUCUAACAGGGCUUUAGGCGACGGACAGAGAGAAGACCAAGUCCAACUAGAUCCAAAUUUUUCUGCGUCGGACAACUAUGAAGUGAGAAGAAUUCUUCACAAACUUGAACGACUCCCGCCCGACCAAAGAAAACUGGUCAUAGACGACAUUCGUCCGGAAGACUUCAGCUCACAGGAAUACGCAAGGAUCCGGGCUAUAAAUGGGGACAGAGCGAAAGAUUAUCUACAUACAAUAAAGAACGUAUUUGUGGAGAAAGGGUUCGGACAAGCACCAGAAACGGAUGAUCCAGCUGUACUCUCGCGAGAACUCAAACGUCGUACGAGAUUUGCCAUGUUAGGUUAUUGAUACAUGCAGAGGCAUAAAUAACAUGUUAUUUAAAGAUGAUCCUAGACGAAUAUUCAUAGUACUGGAAAGAAUAUUGUAAAUGAGUGUCACAAUGGAAAGAAAACUGAUAACAGAUCUUGGAUUUUUAUACAUUGAAAACUGAUUUGAUGCAAAAAUUUUGGUCACAUUAAGACACAAAUGUACAGAAAUACCUAAUUUUCUACAUGUAUUAAGUAUCAAUUAUAGGAAAGAUUUCAGGUGUAUGUAUUUGGCAAUUUUAAUCACGUGUUCUCCUGUACUGUAAAGAAUGACAAAAUGUGGAUUUAUAUAUGCAUUACUGUUGUCACAUGCAGAAAAUAUUAUCAUCUAUCAUUGUAAGCUUUCACAAACGGAUUGAGAGAGAGAGAGAGAGAGAGAGAGAGAGAGAGAGAGAGA
Molecule: messenger RNA, 1167 nt
Organism: Magallana angulata
Lineage: Eukaryota; Metazoa; Mollusca; Bivalvia; Ostreida; Ostreidae
Exons: 5
Coding region: 100-753 (217 amino acids)
Source: RefSeq, a predicted model, not a curated record